AUGAAUAGGUGGUCUAAACUCCUUUCCAAGCUUGGAUGUCAGUUGUACUCAACUAGGGCUUCAAAACGAGCCCAAAGUCGUCAUGAUCCCGUUAAAAUCAAGGCUAAUCUCAGCAAAAGUCGAAACCUAUUGAUCAAUGCUUUAGAAAGACAAUUGAAUCUGGGGAAAGUGCCCGCUGGAGAUAGCCAAUUGGGCAAAACUUUGGAUUCUGUUAUGAGAGAAACAUUAUCGGACACCUCGCUUACUCUGCAGCAAAUGCGGAGGUUAUUUCAGCUCAUCCUGCAAGGGAAAGUCAGCGCAUCGACCAUCGAUGCGGCCUGGAAAACCAGCCAUCCCAAGCGAGAGGAUAUGAUCAACAUUAAAGAACCACAAGCGAGGGUUAAGAGUAAGAAAUCAGUGGUGGAGGGCCGUUCAGAGUUGCUAGAAAUCCAUCCGUCAACCUCCAAGGAAUUUCACCGAACUUUAAAUGACUUGGGUCCCGAGAUAACUAUUCCUCCGAACGAUGAAUCUGACGUGAAACAGGCGUCAAACUGUCCAGCUCACAAUGGUGACAUUGACCUUUCCUCGCUACAGACCUUUUUAGAAACUACUGAAAAAUCGAAACGAGAACAGCAUCAAUUUGCUCAAGAACAAACGAGAAAGUACCAAUGGAACGCGAGCGCAGGUACUCUUGGUGCUUUGUCUCCUGGAAUGCUGAUUUUUAAUGACAAUCGCUACCGCAAAAGGCCGACACUUUCCAAGCUGCUGUUUUGGAAGGGCUUGGAUUCUCAGCUACCCAAUAGCAGAGGAAAUCAGGAUCACAUAUCCAGCUCUGCACAGCUGCUUCUCUAUGAUUUGAAGAAGGGGACUAGGGUUUUGACUUCCUGGAAAGCUCAAAUGACUAAUUUACAUAUAGAGUACAAGGACCUGUUUACGGUUAUCAAUGGCAGCAGCAAACCGCCUGAGCAUUUGCUGGAGGUUAUAACAGACCUCGAGCGUGAAAAAUGGCAGUUGAUAGGAGACGCCGCGGUAAACGGCGACUCUAACCUAGUUUUCAAACGCGACCGGAAAGAUUCUAAGAGCGGAAAAGCAUUUUCUCGAGCAACAAAUAUCGGUCUUAUCGUUUUGCUGCUUGGAUUCACGACAUAUGGUGUGCAGCUGAGGCGGCAGCGUCUGCAGAGGGUAGAAACGCAUUUUUGUGCAUGA
This is a messenger RNA of Lachancea meyersii CBS 8951, 1185 nucleotides long. The record is from the annotation of a GenBank genome assembly. Lineage: Eukaryota; Fungi; Ascomycota; Saccharomycetes; Saccharomycetales; Saccharomycetaceae.